AGCACCUAAACCCCUGAGCCGGAGGUUUAGAUGCCACGUCACUCAGUGGUUUGAUUUUGCAGAAGGAGGACUGUGGCUCAUUCGAUUCCCUUUUUACAUUUCUAUUUUGUUACUUCCAACAUCUUCCAUCACCAAUUGAGACCUCAAGCAGGCCUCGCAGUUUUGGACCAGGAUGGAUGAAAUUACUCGGCUGUUGGGCAGCAUAGAGCGUAAACGCACCGAAAGCGUUUCCACACAGUCAACGGGCAGCAAACUGGCCCUGCUCCAUCGGCUUCACCAGCUGAUGACCUGCGUCGAGGACUUGAACCCCAAAAACGAGCUGCACGAGAAGGUGGUCAAGACCCUGGAUUACGCCUUCCUCGUCUGCGGCAAGAGAGCCAACAAGCCGAAGAAGGACAGCUUCAGGUUGCACAUGGUAACGUGGAAUGUGGCUACAGCUGAUCCUCCAGACGAUGUGACCACACUUCUCCACCUGAACUCUCCAAAGAGCCCUGACCUUUACGUCAUUGGUCUGCAGGAAGUGUACUCUGGCCCGUUGAGGUUUGUGUCAGAUGCUGUGUUCGAUGACCCGUGGAGUUAUCUAUUGAUGUCGCUUUUAGCGCCACAGAAGUACAUCAAGGUGUCGUCCAUAAGAAUGCAGGGCCUGCUGCUGCUCUUCUUCUCCAAGCUGGAGCACGUCCCCUUCAUCAGAGACGUCCAGGCGACGUACACACGCACAGGCCUCUUUGGUUACUGGGGUAAUAAAGGCGGCGUCUCCAUCCGAUUAUCUUUCUAUGGCCACACGCUCUGCUUCCUUAACUGCCACUUGGCUGCUCAUAUGAACUAUGCCUCAGAGAGGGUGGAUGAGUUUGAGUAUAUCAUGGACAUGCAGAGCUUUGACUGUAAAAGAGCUCCAGCUAUUGUUGAUCACAGAUUGGUUUUCUGGUUUGGAGAUCUCAACUUCCGAAUUCAGGACCACGGCAUGCACUUUGUCCGCACCUGCAUCGACAAGCAGAACUACAGCCUGCUGUGGAGCAAAGACCAGCUGAUCAUGAUGAAGCAGAAGGAGCAGGUGUUGCAGGAGUUUGAGGAGGGGCCUCUGGACUUUCAGCCGACAUAUAAGUUUGACCGUAGCUCUGAUACUUAUGACACCAGUGCUAAGAAGCGUAAACCUGCCUGGACUGACAGGAUUCUGUGGCGACUCCGACCCAAAGCCCUGCCCCCGGAUGAGGAAAAUGAAAACAAAGUUGGGCUAGAUGCAAAGAAGCUCAAGCAGCUGGAAGAGGACAUGGAGUAUCCCCUGAAAAUCAGACAGGACGUGUACACCAGCAUGAUGGAGUACAGCAUCAGUGACCACAAGCCUGUCAUUGGUAUCUUCACACUGGAGCUGAGGAAGAUGUACGAGACUCCUCUGGUGCGUCUGCGGGCAGAGGGCGACUGGAGCGCAGAUAUUGAUGCCAUGGUGGUCUACAGCCCUCUGCAGCCAUUCCCCUCCAGUACUUGGGACUGGAUCGGCCUCUAUAAGGUUGACAACACGUGUUUCACUGCUGGCUGGUUCAGUGUGCUAGUUGAAAGUCUUCAUGUUUGUGUGAAUUUUCAGGUUGGUUUCAGCAGCGUGUCAGACUACAUCACCUACACGUGGGUCAAAGACGACGAGGUGGCCUUCAACGAGGAGGUUAUACAGGUGGUAACUCUUGUCUCAGUUUAUGUAAGUAAGGAGGAAAUCCCCGUGCAGGGAGGAGACUGCGUGCUGUGCUACUACUGUAACGCUCUGAAGUGCAUCAUUGGAAUAAGUGAACCAUUCCAGGUCCAAGCAUCCAAGGUAGCCAUUGAGGAAGGCAUGCUGCCUGAAAGGAUCAAUGGACUCGACAAAGCUGUGUCUGGUGAUGACUUUUAGAACUGAAGAGUCAAAAGUCUUAGAUUUGGGAAACUGUAAGGUUUUCUGUCGCAUUUCUUAACCUGCAGCUGAAAAAGCAACUUAGGAACUGUUCUCUCCUUUCCCCCACUGCACCACUGAUCUCUCUAAUGCUACCAGUGAGGCUGUUUUGUCAUUUACUCCUCAGCAGUCAAACGCAUUAAAAUGGAAGCUCACAUUUAAAUUGGCAUCAUGUUGAGCAAAGAAAUUUUACUCUUCUUUUAGUCUUUAUGAGUAAAAAUAAAUAAGAUGGAAUGCUUAGAUUUUACCAAAUAUGUUUGUGUCACGAUGGAUGGGUGAAGAAUAUUUUAGGGUUUGUGAUACUCAAGGAAAUGGUUAAGGCCUGAUUAUCCACAAACCACUGCAGAUACAAUUACUCAUUCUUGUACUGUUUUUUUUUUUUACCACAUGGAUCCACUCAUUCACUCCACGAUGACCAAAGUUAUAUCACUGAGUCCACCCAGUGGACCCCCUCCACACUUACAGUAACUACAGUGGUGUUCAGAGCUAUUGCGAACCAAAGUUUCAUGUCACACCACUGUUUUUGAACUAUUUUGCAACCCACAAAUAUUCACCUCCAGUGGUUUUCAAUUUGAAGGUGUUUUCAAGACUUAACAGCUGCUCUGGGUUUAUGCUUUAUGGCUUUUGCCGCAAAGCAUAAAAACAACAACUUUUCACUGAAAUUAAAAUAUCUGACACUUCUGUUCCUAUCUCCUGAUGUGAAGAAUAUCACAAGUCAAGUCUUGCAUAGUCCAAAUGGAGGCACAUGAAAGCUUGGCUUUGUACUUGGUCUGAACACACUACAAUGCUGUGGGAGGAAAAAUACUCACACCUACUCUUAAGAAUAGGUUCGGCUCCAACUUCACUUUACUGCUACUGUAAUGAAAAGGAAAAGGGAACAUGAGUUAGCAAAACCCACGGGCCGUGUUUGUUUGAAGGGCACCAUGGUCACGUUCGGACUGAGUAGUUAUUCUGUGAAAAAUGAGCUGUCAGCCUGCACUGCUUACUACUUGGAGUCGAGUAUCCUCGAUGCCAGUGUGCGAACCUACACUGCUAAGUUUUUAUUUCAAUGGCAAAACCGGUGUGAUGCCAGACCAGCUGCUUACACAUUAAAAAUGUCUUAAUUUAUGGUUAGAUAAUGGCUAGUUGGAGCAACCCCUCAGAUGACAGUAGUCAAAAGAAGCUCUACGUCCACAGUCACUGCAUGUGACUGUGUAGAGGUCUGCAGGACCAGACAACUUAAAUUUCCUUUCCACUCUUCUUUAAAACAGUACAGCCUUCAAAGGAGUUCCUCCUUUUAAAGUAGAGUUUUUAGCUGUAAGGUAAUGAUCUUAAUCCGUACUGUCCUGAAAGCAUCGCUGAGGUACGUAAGCUGGAUCUAGUCAUGAUUUUAAAUGUUUCCUGUGUUAUUUAAAAUAUUAACUUUGCUUUUGGAAUAUCCAUCCCUGUGACUGUGAGUGCUAUUGGUAGGUGAGAUGAUUUCGUAGCUUUGAUUUCUCUCUUCUCAGUGUUUUAAUGAACUUCAGUUGCUCCUGGAGGACUUGAAAGAAAAGCUGUAUAAUACAACCUUGUUUUUUGUUUGUUUUUUUGCUGUGGCUGAUUUUUUUUUUUUUUUUGCUUUCUGCCAUCCACCUUCUGGAAGGUUCCAGUUUUAUAUAAGAAAAACAACGAUUCCUAUCAAGGUUGAUUGUGACGUCACAGCAAAAACCUUCAAGAAAUCUUGCACUGUUUACUGUAUUUGUAGGCUCUUGUGGUAUUGUUAGUGUGAUUAAAUACUAUAUAUAAAUGUGUAGUUUUGAUUGAACCAUGUGGAUUCAACAAGUGCCUCUGACACUCCGCUUUACAUUUACUGUACUGUACUAUGCUGCUUAACUUUGAUACAUGUAUCGUAACAUUGACUUGAUUACUUAAAACAUGGCAAAAUGUUUGUUGGAGAUCUUUUUGAAAUGUACAUAUUUUGCUUUGGUCUGUAGAAACAUUUCCUGAUCUGGAUUAUCAGCUGUAGAGGCGUCUCCCCCUUCUCUUGAAUUUAAAGAAACUAAAUGGCAUUUGACUCAAAGCACCAGUUAAAAAAAAAAAAAAAAAGAAUAUUUACUACAUACAUGUAUAAAUACUUCCUUUAAUUGGCAGAUGUAGAGAAGAAGGAAAAUAAUUCCUGCUGCUGAGUGUUAAUACCAAAUUAACUUUUUGAGAUUCCAGGUUCCACUGUAUUCUCAGUAAUGUCACAUUUCUAAAACUUGGAAACCCACACCAAAAUAAUCUAGAUGACUGCUACAGUCCAGGUUAAAUAUGUGAAAAUAUGCACACUUGAUUUUUAGAGGGGACUGUCCCUUUAAAUAUUGCUGUUUUAAACUUUGAGCUAUAGAAAUACUUGUUGUGAAUGUUACCGUUACUGAUUUGUUGGAAUCAGUUAUACUUGCGCACACAUGCACACAUAUAUACAUAUCAAUAAAUAUACAUCUAUGUUUUAACUGAAGGCUGACUUAUUUUCUGAAAUGCCAAUGAAACAUACUGUAACCGAAUGCAAAUAAAUUUAUAGCUCUGAA
Pundamilia nyererei is the source of this 4440-nucleotide messenger RNA. RefSeq names its product inositol polyphosphate-5-phosphatase Ka (gene inpp5ka). Gene Ontology annotation, biological process: negative regulation of glycogen biosynthetic process; phosphatidylinositol dephosphorylation; negative regulation of insulin receptor signaling pathway. The record is from RefSeq and is a predicted model, not a curated record. Bases 173 to 1876 code for a protein of 567 amino acids. The transcript has 11 exons. Lineage: Eukaryota; Metazoa; Chordata; Actinopteri; Cichliformes; Cichlidae. Gene Ontology annotation, molecular function: phosphatidylinositol-4,5-bisphosphate 5-phosphatase activity; phosphatidylinositol-3,4,5-trisphosphate 5-phosphatase activity; inositol bisphosphate phosphatase activity. Gene Ontology annotation, cellular component: ruffle; plasma membrane; cytoplasm.